Messenger RNA from Cyclospora cayetanensis, 13494 nucleotides. RefSeq lists its product as uncharacterized. The record is from RefSeq and is a predicted model, not a curated record. NCBI's taxonomy places the organism in Eukaryota, Apicomplexa, Conoidasida, Eucoccidiorida, Eimeriidae. Bases 1 to 13494 code for a protein of 4497 amino acids. The transcript is spliced from 19 exons.
AUGCAGGAUCAUGAACAGACUUCGCAUGCCGCUGCUGAGGCCUUCUUGGCUGGGGCAGACCUUGACGACUUCCUCUUUGUCUUGCUUGACUCUCUGCAUCCCUCAUUCCCAGGCGACACAGCAGCGGUAUCAGCUGCAGGUGUUGCACCUUCCGAACUCACUGAAGAUGCAGGCGCUACUGGUCAAUGCCACACCCAAGCGUCUGCCUCUGAAGGGCCUCCGCUUCUUGCGGUCCUCCGGGAGAGCUGGAGGCCUGCAAAGCUUCUGUAUGACAUACUGGAGCCUCCGGAUGGCGAAGCAGCCACAGCAGUAGCCAAAGCGGAAAGUGAACACCAGCAGCAACAGAAAGGGGAAGUGGAGGACCUCGCGUUGCGCAACCUCGAGGUUGAACUAAGCUGUCCAGUCGCAUGGGGGGUCUCUGCAGAGUUUCUUGCGGAAAAGCCCGUAUACGCCUCGUGUCUUUCUGCGGGUGCCUCUCUUCUUUCAUAUGCCGAAUCGGAGCCUGAGAGAGUUCUUCUAGCCAUCAAGGCCUUUCUAGAGGUCCACCCAGCGGCGAAGGAUCACCAAGUUGCGCUGCUCCUGCUGCUGCGGCUCCUUGUAUUUCGGUGGGCUCUCUAUCAUCAUCUGAAGCUGCACAAACGAGUGGAGUACAGUCUAAAACGUCCCUCUGUGGACGCUGGGGAGACUCCGGGCCUUUUCGAUUACGCAGACGCCGCCAGCAACGCCUCAGAAAAGCCCGUCACAGGUACCGCAACAAGCGACCUCGCGACACCUGUCGCAGGUUGUCUGAGUGCAAUCAUUGCCUUCGCUAUUCAAGAGGCUUCUGCGCUUGCGGACGGAGAUGAGCGGAAGGAGCUCCUGGUAGAGGUAUUACAAAUAUUGGCUUGCUGCGUGCCGCAUAUUGUUAUCUCCAAGCUUCUGAAGGCGGUCAAAAAGGCAGUUUUGCCAUCUUCUGGUGGUCCGAACAUGACCGCGCAUGACACUACAACUGCCGGUGCUGUCUGCAACUCCUCGCUGAUCUUGCUGGAGAAGAUUUUAUUUUCGUCAGGCUGGCCUGCCAUUUCCGUUUCGCUCACAAAGCAAGUGUUUGUAGUAUUGCUGCAGGCAGUGUUGCUGCCGCUGCAGCCGGAGGAACCUGCCUUAGCACUGCAGCAGCAACAGAAAAGCCUUUCUCUCCCCAUCCGAUGGAGCAUCUCUCUCCGGGCAGCGGAAGCUCUCAGCGCCUUUGCUUCGGUUGCAGCAAUUGGGAACUGCCGCUCACUGCUGAUGACCCUUGAGCCGCAGCGGCAAGACACAAAAAGCGACAACGAGCCAAAGGCUGUGGAGUUGCAAAGCGCUCAGGAGGAUGGUCUUGCAGCAGCAGCAACUGCUGCAGCGGAGGCAGCUCGAAGAGAGGGCACAAGGCCACCCGGUGGAGAAGGGGGCUGCGGUAUUGAAUACCUUCCUUUGAUGGCAGCAGCAGCGGAAAGACUUGCAUACAUCUUACUGCCGCGCAUGCUGCUCGCUAGGGCUCCCUCCGGCGUCGUUACUGCGCUUCUACGGGCGGCUACUAUGCUGCUCCUGCUGCCUAUACACCUCAGCACUCCUCUAAUGCUCAGGAGCCGGGAGGAUGAGCAAUCAGGAAUGGUGCGGCAUGACCCGGUGCUGCUCCUGCUGCAGUUGCUCCUCCUGCAUAUUAGCAGUGAGAUCUCUGGCAUUCCUGCCGCUGAUCUUUUGCAGGACGACCCGCAUAGGAGCUAUACUGCAGCACCAGCAAGCGUUCAGGACCAACACACGGCCCUAAAGAAGCAGCAGCAGCAACUGCUAGAGCAGGGGGGGCUGGAAACAGCGGCUGCCGCUGCCGCGGCUGCCGCAGGUUCCCCAGCGACAGACGAGGGAGAUGUGCAUCAGGGCGCUGCAGCGUACAGGCAGCGUCUGCUACUGCAUGAGAAGACCGUCGCCACACAACAAUUGGAGGAAACUGUGUAUAGGGGCGAUAACCACACCGGCAGUGUCAACAAUAGCGAUACUGGUUUUGGAGAUGGCGUCAAGCUGGAAGGACCCCGAGCAGCUGCCUUCUUUACGCAUGUUGCCACCUCUCUCUCGCAUCUUGCUGAAGUGCUCUCUGAGGGAGAGUAUCACUGGAGAAUAGCGCAGCGUGCGGCCGAGAUGCAAACCGUCCUGCUCUUACUGCUGCUGCACACGAGCAGACGCUGCCUGACACCCAGAGAUCCUCUUCGAGACAGUCUCGCAGACGAAACUCUUAAGACGCUCGUACUCCCGAUCGUGGCUGCCGCAGUAUCCUCCCUCAGCGCCGUGCAGAUGCAGCACGACGCGAAGACAUCGGAGCUUCCUGCAGCAGCAAACGGGCGGAAUGCUCUGAUGCAGCCAUGCCAUCCGGCGCUGGCACGGCUUACCGCCGUGUCGGCCAUUGCUGCUCCGCCUCCUGCUGCUGCAGCCGUUGCUGCUGCCUGCUGGAGUGGCGCUAAGGCCCCUCCGUACCUGCAAGAAGUAGGUUGGGUGGUUCACGCAGUAAACAAGGCGGCAUCAACAGGGGACCCCAUGCACGGGCUGCAUGCAAGCGUGUGUUGGUGCUUUCCGUCCUCCAGCCCUGUUGACAGCCUUAUGAAGAGCUCUUCAGGAACUCUCGCCGACAAAUUUUCCAACAUGCAGCUAAUGCUGCGAGCUGCACGGCAGCAGGCACAGCCGCUAACAGAUGCAGACACUGUGCGCUUUGUGACGGAUGGCAUUGCUCGCCUCCUAGGUUCCCCGGUUCGCUGCAGGGGAGGCCUGGCUAUGGCUGCCCUUCAUGCUACCACAGAUGCCUUGGCUGCUGCAGGCUCAGCCUUGCACAGAUUGAGGGUGCAGAGGAUCGAGCCACAACAGCAGCAGCAGCUGAUGGCUAUUCAGUGUGCUGCGCUUGUUUUCAUCGGUCGCACUGCUGAGACACAGCGGAUCGACUGCCCGCCGCCCCAGCUCGCGCUGUCUCCUUGGCAGCUCCCCAGUAGGCCUUGCCACUGCGUUCCUCAAGGGGAACCCGUUGUGUCUCUGCGGCUGCCUCAAUCCGGAGAGGUGCAGCAGCAGCGAGAGUCUGUGGAUAGUCAGCUAGAGGACGCGCAGUAUCAGGUUGCGGAGAGAAGGCGCAUGCGAUGCGAGACAGCCGCGCGGCUUGUGACGUCCAUCUUUACUCUGGCCAACAGGAGAUGCCUGUCUCCUGCACAAGCCGCGGCUCUCCUCUCGGUUUGCCGAUCCCUUGCAGAAUCCCGUCUGCUGCAGGCUGCAGCUUUGUUCCUGGCUGUGGAGGCUGAAGAGCAGCAGCCCGCGCCGAGACCGUCUGAGUCUGCCUCAACUUCUCAGCAGCAGCAGCAGGAAACAAACGGUUCCAGCAGUGCCCUUAGCACCGACACCGAGGUACAGGCGCACAUAGAUUUUAAAUUGCCCUUACUGCGUCCGGCGGAAGCGGCAUUAGGCUGGAGCACCGUGCGGCUUAUAGAGCCCAACGAUAGCAGCAGCACAUCCGACGAGGAGCUAUUCCCCACUAGACGCCUUCCUUCACUUAGACGGAGGAGGCAGAUGAUCAAGCGGGAUGCGCCCUCAGUUCCGCCGACGAGCAAUCCUUUAGGCCUUAAUGCUUCUGAAGUUGACUCUACAAGUUUCAGCACUGGAGGCACAGGAAGCGGGACGGCAGCUGAAGAAAAACAACGAGCAGCUACGCUGCAACAGAUGCCGAGGGCAACAACAGCAGCGGCUACGGGGGGUGCUGCCUGGACAGAGCAUCCUCCUGUCGCAGUGUGUGGCAUUUUCAUGUUUGUUCUACGGCUCUUGUGUAUUGCACCCGCUGAUGGAGAAGGCGACGCUGCAGCUGACUUCACACACUGGACUAUGCGAGAAACACUGCAGCUGGAGGUCAAGCCAACUGAACUCCCGCGGGCAGCAUCACCAGCUGCCAUUCUGAGGGAUGCCGCCACGCAUGUGCUCUUUGACGCUUUUGCCUGCAAAACCCCGGUCCCGCAGUCGCAAGCAGGAGCUCUGUGUCAGCUGCUGCUGCACGCUGCAGAUAUACACUCGGAGGGGGGGGCCCUCGCAAUUGCUGCCCUAAACGCCAUUUCUAAGCUGAUUCGUAGCGUGCUACCCUCUAAUAUGAUGCAGCAGCAGCAGGACGCCUUUGUUUCGGAGGGCUCCAUGCUGAAUGUGCCUUUGGCUUCAUCGGCGUCGCAGCAGCAGCAACACCCGCACCAGGACGAGCAACAGCCAAACGACCAGCAGAAGUCACGACUCUCGAAGAUGGAGACCUCUCUGGAGCCCAGCUAUGCAGACAAAGCUGAGCUUUUUGUGAGCUUCCUUGUAAAAAGCCUGAAAGAGCAUGCGGACGGCGCUUUUACCCUGUUCAGUGAAGGCUGGGUGGGGGCCCUGUGCGAGCUGCUCCUGCUGCUGCACCGAGGUUUGCUGUCCGUCUAUGGCGGCAGCGAAACGCAGCAGCUCUUUGUUUCAUGUUGCCUACUGCGCAGCUUUGCUGCCGCAGCAGCAGCAGUGCAAAAGGAGGCUGAAAUAACGGGGAAUGGAGAUCUGCAGGUCCACAGCAGAGCAUCCACCUCCCUAAGUCUGGUAAUGCAGGAUGCUUCCAGGAUAUCGACUGCGGCAACUGCGCCAGCAGCAGCACGCUCAGCGUUGCAACAGCAGCAGCAGCAGCGUGCCCUUGCAGCGCUGCAGUUCUUGGGGGUUCUCGCCCGCUCCUUUCCUUCCCUGUCUGUGCAGAAGAAUUUAGUGCGUGUGCUUUUGGGCUGUGGUAGCGCAGCCGCAGAGGCUCAGGUGGACGGCCUCUCGGAAGAGGCAGAGGGGCCCCCCGCGCUGUGGCUUCUCCUUUCGAGUACGUCGGAGGCAUCAGUUCGUGGCGUUCGGGCAGGUCCAGGCAUCAUCGAGAGUCUCCUGAUGCUGUCGAAGGCACCAGGGGAGCGUGAGAGGCUGGCGGAUCUGCCGGGAGGGAGCAGCAGCUCCUCUGUUGAGGGGGACUGGCCAGAAGGCGUGGAGGCUGUCUCUGGAAGCGCGCAGUUGCCUGCAGCGGCUGCCGCUGUGGUAACGGGUGUCUCCUCGUGGGGAUCUUUCGCGGGCAUGGAGGCGCCGAAAGGGCGGAGAAGAAAGCGGUUUGCUGCCUCAGCGGAAGCAGCAGCAGCAAAUGCAGCAUCAGCGCGUUACUGCCAAGCGGAGCGACUACGGCGAGUUGUCAGCUGGCUGGGCAGCAGCAGCGGAGCUUUCUGGCUUCAGGAUUCGAUUCAGCCUCUGACGAUGUUCGCGGCGGAUGGGAGAGCCUCGCUUAGACCCUUGCCGAAAGAGGGCGCAAGUGUUUUUCUCUUACAGGAGCAGAGGGCCACUGCACGGGCUGUUGCUCUUGCUGCUGGCAGCAGCACCAGCAACUUCGCAUCGGCUUUGAGUCUGCUGCAGUCGCUUGGAACGCCACCCAUGCAACGCAGACCUUUCAGCGGAUUUCCUUUCUUUGGCAGCAGCGGCAGCAAACAGCAGGCAGAAGGGGGGCGGGUGCUGUUGCUACUGUGUCGCACUGCUCUGGCUGCCUCACCUCCCCCGGAGCUCUUUGAUUUUUCACUCCCUUGUCUCUUGUCUGCUACUGCCGCAGCGGCAGCAGCGGCAGAUGCUCUUUCCAGCAACAGUGAAGUCACAGCUUUGCUCGCAGCGGCAGCCGCUGCUGCGCCUGCUACUGGCAGCGCCAGGCCGCUAGGAACGUGGCUCUUCGGAGGAAGUUCAGGUAGCCUUGCUGCCUCCUACGGAGGGCUCAUGCAACAAGCAAAAGAUUCGAUGCUGGGAGUCUUUUAUAAUGAGGCAGAUGCCGUCCAGUUGAUAGAAAAGACAGAGGCCUUUCUGGCAGCAGCAGAGGCAACGACCUCUGCUGCUGCAACUCACCAAAAACCAUGCGCCUUCUUCCUCUUUGUUUCCUUGAUGCUCUCUCUAGUUCUUGCGCUUCAAAAGGAGACGGAUCGAGCUCUCGCUCUCACCCUAGCCGCAGCUCUUCACUCCAUGGGUAAGCGGUGCAAGAUGGCGGCACUAGACCUCAUGCGGGCAGCAUCCGUGUAUGAUUCGCCUGCUUUAUUGAUGCUCAGCACGCAGUGGGUAGAGGCACAUUGCGGAAUAUCUCUCAGGUGCAGCAGCAGGGUCGUGGAGGCAGCGGAGGAAACUGUUGCAAGUGCUGGAGCCGCUGCUCAGAGUAGCGGCUCCAAGAGCUUGAGUUCGGAGUAUCCGCAUCGCGGUGGUACACGGUGGGGUGUCGAGGGGCAAGCCGAGCUGCUGCAGGGACCCCCAUUACUGCCACGUAUUUUUAGAGAGAAUCUAGACGGCACCAGCAGCAGUCGCAAAGAUGGGGGAGACGUGGAUGCGAGCACCAGCCAAGAGGAGCUUCUGCAAGCAGCUGCAGUCAUAGGCAGCGCAAUAGGACGGGGUGUCGAGCUAGCGAUCUGUGCUCUGCUGCCAUACUGCCUGCACUGCCGAAGCCUUACAGCGAUGCCUGUCAGCUCUCUUAAGGCCACGUCGGCACAACUCAAGGAGGCAGCAAGUGCUUGGGAGACAGGGGCAUCGCUAAUACUACCGGGUCCUCUGUCUGCCGUGGAAGCCGCUUUGGGCCUUACCAACGGCAGUCGUGCUGCAGUUAUAGGCAGUCUUCCAACUGGGGAGUCUAAGCUGCGACCCCUCUCAGUUGCUGCAUUCAACUGCAUUGCAGAGAUGCUGCCGGUACGGCUGCAGACGUCGGACCGACACAGGGAACAACACGACCUGCUGCUCCAACUGGAGAGGGUUUCUGGCGAAGAGCUACAAAUCCAUAAAGGCUUGUGCUGCAUGGUAUUGGUGGCCAGUCUUCAUGUCCUUCGAAACCAGGUCCCCGCAGCUACAACAGCAUACGCGCGAACGGUCUAUGUAAGAGCUAUCUCUGCAGCACAAACUUUGGCACGAGCACCUACAAGGAGACAUUUCUACUCUCUGCCUUCGGGAUUUUCGGGGAACCUAGAGGCCUCCAGCGAGUCUCAGGAACGCAAAGCGUCUGAUGCUUCUGGCAGCUUCCUCGGGGAACGCACAAAGCAGCUGCCGCAUCACCGAGGAGAGGGUCAGCAGCAGCAGACUUCUGGAGUGAGCGCCGCAGCGCUUGCAGCGGGAGACAGCCAGGAGCCUUUGGAGUCUCUCCGGAGUCUGAGGGUGUCGUCCUUCCCCGGCUCCUCCUCAGCGGGAACGGGAGCCAGAACAGACGUGCAGCAGCUGCUUGUCGAUACAAAAAAUGCGGUGCAAGACGGACUAGUGCUGGAGCUCUGCCUCGAUACACUUAGUGCCGCCGAUAAAGAGUUUGAAGCCCUAGCAACAUCGGCCACAGAAGCUUUGCUCGCACUCUCGCGACAUUCCAGUUCUUGGCAGACGACUGCCCUCUUGCUUCAGGCGCUUUUGUUUAAACUGUGCAACAGCAGUAUUCCCUUUGUCCGGUGGCGAGGCCUUAGAGCAGUGCAGCUUAUUGUCUCUGCUGCACUGCCUCUCCUUGACGAGCCUUCCGAAGGAGAUGACAGCAGCAGGGUGCGUAGCACCAGCAGCAGCAGUUCCAGCAGUGGAGAGGACCUACAGCUUUGGCUGCAGUUGCUACUUCUGUUGUUUCCUAAGGGAGGCGACAGCUGCCUCCAGCUCUCCGUCCUCGCCAUGCAGUCUUUUGAUUUGUUGGUUGCGAAGGCUGCACGGGGCACAGCGGCAGCUCGUGUUGUAGCAGAUGCGACAACAGACGUCUCUGCACCGGCGGCAUCCGCUAAUACAAUUUCCCAGGGAGGGAGCCUCCUGCUGGAGCAACAUGAACCGCUAUUUGAGAAGCCAAGCAUUCUCACGGACGCUAAGGGCACUUCGUCGAACUCUCAGCGGAGGCUACAAUCACAAGACUUCGGUCGCGUUGCCGAAGUGCGAAGGCUGUUGUACCCCGGAGGCAUGCAGGAUAAGUUGGUGAAGAGGCAGCAGCAGCUGCUCCAACGGCGGCAGGAGCUGCUGCUGCUGCUUUUGAGGCCCCACAUAGAAAUGAACCAGGUUGCUGCAAAGCGAGCGAUUUCUAUGCUCCUGAUGCAGUUAGCGGAAUCAGAGGGACCGGCUGCACUUGUCAGCAUGCGGUGUCUAACAGAGCUGCUCUGUCCGCUUCCUCAUGCGGUUGCUGCGAAUACGCAUUUGCAUCAACAGGCACAAACGCAGGGGGAUGAUAAACAGGAUCCUCCGCUGCAGCACUCGCAGGCAUCUCUGGAGUUAGAGCGAAGCAGCAGCAGCAGCAAUAUUCUGCACCGUCCCGCAAUUAUUCGCAGGGUGUCGCGGGCUUUUUUCGCUGUCUUCCCUAUACGAAGGACUCGUAUGGGCACUCGCCGUGCCUGCUUGCAGCGGCUGCGCCAUCGGCUUGCCUCUGUUGCUACUGCCUCGGGUCCAAUUGACUCCGACGACGCCAUUGCUGCUGCUGCAGCAGCUGCUGUUGCAGCGCCUGUUUUGGGCAUGCCAGGUGCGAGAUGGGCUUCAAGGGAGACAAAGCAAGGCUCUAUGCAAGACAACGAAAAAGAGACAGACGGCAGCUCCCAAGCGGAUGCUGGCAGCGACUUCUGUGUGGCUGCCUUAGAGUAUGAAGCGCAAACCUUUUGGACACAGCGGCUGCAACAGGAGGAGGCUCAGCUAGAGGAGAGCGCUGCGGAAUAUCUGUUUCGUCUCGCACUGCUUGACUUUGACGCGGUUCUUAGCCCGCUGACCGCGUACACUCAGCCUUCAAGCGCAGAUCUUUCCAAGAUGUCUUCUGCGUCUGCGGGGCCUGCGGCUAGCAGCCUCAUUUCGCCAGCUCCUUCGCCAGUGUCUACUGGUUUUCGAGAGGGAGAGGAGAGCUUUGUAUCCGCGGGAGGCAUGGCAGUGCAGAGGGACGCUACCGCCGUGUGGAACCUCAAGGGCCUCACUGCGAGUCUCCUGAGCCUUGAGCAGUUUGAAGACAUGGCGGCAGUCAUCCAGUGGCGGGGGAGCUGCUGUUUCUAUAGCACGAACUGCAUCCACCGCUUGUUUGCCUCGUGCAUUUCGCGAGAUAAGUCUCUCGCGGCCAAACUGAUCUCACACGUUACGGGUGUCUGCAACAAGCUGGCAGCAACUGCCCCCGCGGCUGGCGAGACAGGAGCCCUCGCUGCUGAGGACCAGCGCGCUCUUGUUGCCGCUGCUGCUCAGGCCCAACACCAAGCGACACUGCUGCUGCUGCUGCUGCUCCAACACGAGCAACAGCACCAACACAAACAUCAGAAGCCGUCCUCCUUGGGCAGGAUGCUGCAGAGACACACAGCACCUCUACUCGGAACAGCUUUGUUGCGGCUCGGUAUGGCUCAUGCGGCAACGAGCCUUAGCGGGUCGCAACAGCAACAGCGGCUGUCUCCACAUGCUGAAAGUGCGAGACUCCAGAUCCUUGGCUCCAACGAUGAGCUGAUUAGCUGGGAUUCACUGAAAGCGCAGGUGGAAGGCUCUGCUGCAAGCUCCUCCAAGGAAAACAUCAGUCCUAGGAAGGCCACCCAGCUUAUCUCCUCUCCUGUCGCUGCAGCAGCAGAGCUCCUCGUUGCCUUAGCUGAUGUAACUGGACUGCGGCAGGCUCUGAAAGCCCUAGACGGUUGCAAUUUUCUUGCGAGAGCCACAAAUCCUUCCGAUUGUAUCGGUGCCAUACAUGACGCAACCCUAAGCUCAGCAAUUGCUGCGAUGCAGGGAGCAGCAGCAGCGCUGCACGUUGUCAAUCUCGUUCCCUCCGCUGGUUUAACUGACGCCCGUGCCACUGGCAAUGAGAGCGUUUCCUCAAAGCAGCAGCAACAACAACAGCCACGCAGCCCGGAGUACACCGCAGACGCGAGAGUGGCAGCAAAUGCGGGUACCUCCAUGCCGCAUCGACAUCCCAAACAGCAUUUCUGUGGCACCUGGACAGCAUUCGUUCCUUCCAAAGCUUUUCCAGACAUCACUACCAACGGUCUACUGGCAGCUGGUGCUCGUGUGCAGUCUGCCAGUGCCUCUAGGUCACCUUGUACUGGGCAGGGGAUGCUGCUGCUGCCGGCGAAGAGCAUGGAGCGGUUGCUCGAGACUGCGACGGAUGCUGCUGUUGACGCUGCAGCUAUGACUUUAGACGACAUCCAGCCUCAUUUGCUACGGCUUGAGGUCCUCGUUUCCACUGGAAAGACAGCCCCCCCCGAUGCUUCAGCUGCCGCAGAGGCUGUGUCUGAGAGUCUGCUCGCUGCGGAUGCGCUGCACUCUUUGCGGUCCGCGUUAGCCUGCCUCCAGAUCCUGACGCACUUGUGGGUUGGCUUGCACCGCACAGCGGCGGAGGGAGGUUUUUCUCCCGCCGCAGCAGCUGCAUGUGCCGAUGCAGCCGCUCAGGAUGCGGAAAAUGCACAAGGCACAGCACUUCCCCAUGCAAGUCAUGCCUUUGGCAAUGAGUCACGUGCGCUGCGUGUCUUGGAAGUUUUUGAGGUGGGCUUCGCAGUAUACCCAACGCUGAGAUGCAGGCCUACUGGGAGGCAGGCGCAUGGCGGGGAAGACGCGUCUCGCGAACGGGAAGGAGCCACAGGAGUCGCAGCGGCGAUUGCUGCAACGGCUGCAUCAGCUGCGUUUGAGGCUACUCUGCAGUGUAUCGAAACACCCCUGCUGCCUCUCCUCUUUCGCGCGCUAAAGCACAGCGCGAUGCUGCUGCAGCAGGCGCACGGCGAAGAGGAACCGGCAGCAGCAGCAACUGACCCCGGAAAGCUUUGUGACACGCACUUUCUGAAGCCGCGUGAAGCCGACGAGUUGGCAUUCGCGGCUCUCUUCCACUGUGGAACCACCAACCCAGCAGUCACACAGGCAGCGGCAGAGUGCCUGCUCACCUUGCUGCCGAUGCUCGGACUCCCAAAGGGGAGAACCUCUCAAAGACAUCUGCAGUGUCUACAAGAGGCAUUAAAAAAAGAACUCGAGGCUCUCGGCCUGAUACGUCCUGUACUCCGGAUCCGCGCGAAUGAGCCGCAACAGCUACCGUGUGCGUGCUGUUGCGUUCUGGAGCAGCAGCCGCAAGAGCAUGCGCAAGGGCAAUAUUCUUCUCUAAAUAGGAAGCCACGGGCAGUCUCUGGGCUGCUUUCUGCCGCGGAGUGCUUCUUUUACAGCGCUGCCCUCUCGGGUACACGUAGCGAAUCAACCGGCACCACACGUAUUCACGGCGGUACAUCUCUUGUGGCACGCAGCAUGCGACUCCAGCGCCUUCUGAAACCGAUCCUUAGGGCUCUACUUCACGCCGACUGGCACGCCAACUUGGAAAGGACCUGCUGCCUGUGCAGCCUCGACGAUCCCGACUUCUUCGCUUCGGAGGUGAAGGCCAGGGGAAGUUGCGAAGGAGCUCAGGCUACCAGUGGCUCCAGCGGAGCGACCAACACGCCACUAGACGAGGGCGAUGGUAGCCGCUCUCUUGGAGGCUGGAACGCCAGCGAGGGCAACUGUGGAAGCCGCACUGAGGAUCCCCCCAACCUCGUGAUGCACGACCUCUGCUAUAGGGCCUGUCGCCGGCUUUGCCUCCGCAUUUGCCACCUGCUCCAGUGCUGUCGGUACUACUUCCCUUCCCGUUGCAGCACUGUUUCCGCGCCUCCUCACCCGGCUAUUGUGCUCCACAAGCAGCAGGCCAGUGCACGACGAAAGCAGCGGCGGGUUGACUGGCUCUUCUUUGGUUCUUUGAUUGGGAAAGACACUCAGAGUGAGGCAAAGGCGAACGACGCUCCCAGGAAGGAAGGCGAGAGCAGUUGGCGGCCUCCAGGCGGAAGGGCUUCGUUCUCCAACCUUCCAGGGAUGAACAGAGAAGUGGCACUCAGAGCUAUAGACGGGGUAGGCCUUAUACGAACCGUUGCCGGCUUUUUUGGGCAUAACGAAGAAGAGGAGCCUGCACCAGAAGGGCAGCCCUCAGCAGAAGAGUCCGAGAACAGCGAUGCGGAGUCAGAAAUGCGGGAGACCGCGGAUGUGCAAAAGUGGCAGCACAUGACCUUUUUUCUCUCCAAUCCUCCAGGGCCAGAGCUUCCUAUGGAGGCGGGUCCUAUCAAUCCGCAUCAGCCUCUACAGCAGCAGCAGCAAAAGAAGCUUCAACUCUUCUCCGAAUCUGCUCCAACUGCUCAGAAGGCUGCAGAUGCUCCGAUUCUCUCAGUGUCUCUUGAUUCUGUAGACCUGGAAGACGAGGUGCUAGUACAGCUACAGCAGGCGCUAGAGUACUUCAGAAGAUCACCAAGGGCUCUCGGCAGCAGCGGGCGUCUGUCGAGCAAUACGGCAGCUGCGAACAUGGAAAACGGUGCAUCUAGCAUCAGGCAUUCAACUAAAGCAGAAGCGAUCGAGCUAGAGGAGGAACGCGCUGUCGCCUCUGUGGCCUUAAUGGGCCUUCGCCAUGUAGGGAAUGCUCCAUCUCGCGAGCAGCAACAACAGCAACGACCAGGAGAGGAACACAACACAGGUGUCUUCUUCGUAGGUUUGGGGAAGAGGGAAACGGAGGGGGCGGAUUUUUCGGGCUUCGCCGCCUUCCCAGUGUCCCCCAAACAAGAGGGUUUGUGCCAUCGGUGUGACCUUUUGAUUGGGUGUAGAGUGAUAGAGACCUUACAGGCACUCUCCCGACGCGGUGAACGGAAGAGUGCUAAGGCGGAGCAUGUACGCCAAGGGCAUGCCUCUGAACUACACAUGUACACUAGCUGUACAGGCCUAGCUGAGAAUUAUCAACGUUAUCGAAUUGCAAGCCCAUGGAUUGACCUGAUCGCUGUAUCUCGCAUGAAGCAAGCAAGCAAUUAUAUUGCCAUGCGUUGGAAAUACUCUACAUCCAAUUUGGUGCACGGCACAACCCCCAAUGUGCGCAAAAGAGCCUCCGGCCAUCCCUCUGGCACUGUAUGUACACCCGUAUUUAUUGAGUAUGGGCUUGCAUAUUUUAGCCGAUAUCUCGUACCUGGGUUUGCCGUGAGUGUGGCUCUUUUAGCUGAUCUACGUAAUAAAACGCAGUCUGUAACCAAGAUUAUCGAGGCUGGUGUAGCAAGAAAGCAUAUUGAGCAUCUUAAUACUCCUCCGCUACUCGCGGUGCCCGAUUCUGGGCACCAUUGGUUCCUAGCAGCCGCGAUGCGCCAUUUUACUGACCCAUCAAAUCAUCGGUUUUUACUGUUCGUGGAUAGCGAUUUUCAAAAAUCUGGUUAUCCUACAGUUGUUCGCUGCCUCAGAAACUUCCUGCAGUACAUCUUUACAGAGAAGUAUAUGGAGCCCACCACAAAUUUGCUAGGCGAUGCGCUGUCGCGCCAAUCCACCAGCUCACUAUUGUGCAGCGCAAUCGCUCUUGCCUGUGAUGCUUCACAAUUUAUUUUAUAUCGACAGCGUUUAGGUUUUAGUGCUUUCGACACUCAUGCGUCGAUUUUAUUGCCAAAAUCGGGAACGCUAAAAGGAUUAAGCAUUACCACGUUGCAAACGACUUGCUCUGGUCCAGCACAAUGCCACGAUUCAGUUGUUUGCACAUUGCAGCUUUGGUAG